CAUACUCUCUCUCUCUAGAAACAUAACUUUGCCUUCUUUGCGGAGAAAGAGAGAGAAGGCAAAGUCUCUGGCUUUUCUCUCAAUUCUGAGUGAAAGUUGAGAGCUUUCUUUCUUCUGGUAACUUCAAUGGUCCUCAAUCAAACAGGACCCACAGAUGCAAACACCUUACAUACCGUGAGAAUCUAUUUCUUUUGAAAAGACAACUUCUUCUUCUUCUUCUGUUGUCUCUUGUUUAUCCUCCACAUAAUAUAAUACUUUAGCUAAUCUCUGUUUUAAAAAAGGAAGAAAAGUUUUAAUUGAUCUUCUCCUUUUACUGUUCACUCCCAUCUCUUUUUUCUCAAUCUGGCAAGAAGUAGCAGCUCUUACGACAUUCCCUCUUUAAGCACUUUCCUGUCUUCUUGAAAAAUCUGUUUGUAUUUGUGAAAAGUUUCACACUUUUAUUGUUUUGCUUGUAAAGAUCUGAGCUUUAUGAGUUAAAAAAAAUGGCGGCAAGAGUAGAAGCAGCAACAAUGGGUGGUGGUGAGAUUGAUGAAGAGAGUGAUGAGAGAGGUAGCAUGUGGGAUUUGGACCAGAAGCUUGAUCAAUCUAUGGAUGAAGAAGCUGGUCGGCUUAGGAACAUGUACAAAGAAAAGAAAUUCUCUGCUCUUCUGCUUCUGCAGCUUUCGUUUCAGAGCCUUGGUGUUGUGUAUGGAGACUUAGGGACUUCUCCUCUCUAUGUUUUCUACAAUACAUUCCCUCAUGGGAUCAAAGAUCCUGAAGAUAUCAUUGGAGCUCUAUCUCUCAUUAUCUAUUCACUCACACUCAUCCCUCUCCUCAAAUACGUUUUCGUUGUAUGUAAAGCCAAUGACAAUGGUCAAGGUGGAACCUUUGCUCUCUAUUCAUUACUAUGUAGACACGCCAAGGUGAAAACAAUCAGGAACCAGCACCGUACUGAUGAAGAGCUUACUACUUACAGCCGGUCUACCUUUCAUGAGCAUUCCUUUGCUGCCAAAACCAAAAGGUGGUUAGAAGACAGGACUUCUAGGAAAACAGCUCUUCUUGUUUUGGUUCUUGUUGGUACUUGUAUGGUCAUUGGUGAUGGUAUCCUUACUCCUGCCAUUUCUGUUCUGUCAGCUGCAGGUGGGCUAAGAGUAAACCUUCCUCAUAUAAGCAAUGGUGUUGUUGUUCUUGUUGCGGUUGUGAUACUAGUCAGCUUGUUCAGUGUACAGCAUUACGGAACAGACCGUGUUGGUUGGCUUUUCGCUCCCAUUGUCUUUCUCUGGUUUCUCUCCAUCGCAAGUAUCGGUAUGUACAACAUCUGGAAACAUGAUACCACCGUCUUGAAAGCUUUCUCCCCUGUGUAUAUCUACCGUUAUUUCAAAAGAGGAGGUAUAGAUCGCUGGACAUCCCUUGGAGGCAUCAUGCUUAGUAUAACAGGGAUUGAAGCACUCUUCGCUGACCUAUCUCACUUUCCUGUUUCCGCUGUUCAAAUCGCUUUCACUGCCAUUGUCUUUCCUUGCCUUCUCUUGGCUUAUAGUGGACAAGCUGCCUACAUUAGAAACCACCCUCAUCACGUGGCUGAUGCGUUUUACCGUUCCAUUCCAGGAAGUGUGUAUUGGCCAAUGUUCAUUAUUGCAACUGCUGCAGCCAUUGUUGCAAGCCAAGCCACGAUCUCAGCCACGUUCUCUUUGAUCAAGCAAGCUCUAGCACACGGUUGUUUCCCUAGGGUUAAAGUAGUCCACACUUCUAGAAAGUUUCUUGGUCAGAUCUACGUUCCGGACAUCAACUGGAUCUUGAUGAUCCUCUGCAUCGCCGUCACGGCUGGAUUCAAGAACCAGAGUCAGAUAGGUAACGCUUACGGAACAGCAGUUGUGAUCGUCAUGCUUGUCACAACUCUGCUUAUGACAUUGAUCAUGAUCCUAGUGUGGCGUUGCCAUUGGGUUCUUGUUCUUGUGUUCACCGUCCUCUCGCUUGUGGUUGAAUGCACUUACUUCUCAGCCAUGCUAUUCAAAGUGGACCAAGGAGGUUGGGUUCCGCUUGUUAUCGCUGCAGCGUUUCUCCUCAUCAUGUCGGUAUGGCAUUACGGAACUUUGAAGAGGUAUGAGUUUGAGAUGCAUAGUAGAGUCUCAAUGGCUUGGAUUCUUGGACUUGGGCCUAGCCUUGGGCUUGUUCGUGUUCCUGGUGUUGGGCUUGUCUACACUGAGCUAGCUAGUGGAGUCCCUCACAUCUUCUCUCACUUCAUUACAAACCUACCGGCUAUUCACUCUGUUGUGGUGUUUGUAUGCGUCAAGAACCUUCCGGUUUACACUGUUCCCGAGGAAGAACGGUUCCUUGUUAAAAGGAUUGGUCCUAAAAACUUCCACAUGUUCCGUUGCGUUGCAAGGUAUGGAUAUGGAGACUUGCACAAGAAAGACGAUGACUUCGAAAAACGUCUCUUCGAGAGCCUCUUCUUGUUCAUACGACUUGAGUCCAUGAUGGAAGGAGGCUGUUCUGAUUCAGAUGACUACAGCAUAUGUGGAAGCCAGAAUCAUUUCAAAGAAAAGAACGAGAAUGUUGCAACCUUUGAUACGUUUGACUCUAUAGAGUCCAUAACGCCGGUGAAACGGGUGAGCCACACGGUGACGGCGUCGAGCCAGAUGAGCGGUGGAGUGGAUGAGCUGGAGUUUAUAAAUAGGUGUAGAGAUGCGGGAGUGGUGCAUAUAAUGGGGAACACGGUGGUUAGAGCGAGGAGGCAAGCGAGGUUCUACAAGAAGAUAGCUAUUGAUUAUGUGUAUGCGUUUUUGAGGAAGAUUUGUAGAGAACAUAGUGUUAUCUUCAAUGUUCCUCAGGAGAGCCUUCUGAAUGUUGGUCAGAUCUUCUAUGUAUAAGAUAUGAGAUAUGUGUAUGCACUAAUGCACGGAUGAUAUUGCAUGUGUUGUAUGUAUAUCCCUUUUUGAAUGUAAUGUUGUCUAUCAUGUUGUAUAUGGAGAGUAAGAUUAUACAA
Molecule: messenger RNA, 2962 nt
Organism: Brassica rapa (field mustard)
Lineage: Eukaryota; Viridiplantae; Streptophyta; Magnoliopsida; Brassicales; Brassicaceae
Product: potassium transporter 11
Biological process (GO): potassium ion transmembrane transport
Cellular component (GO): membrane
Molecular function (GO): potassium ion transmembrane transporter activity
Source: RefSeq, a predicted model, not a curated record